GUAGAGGGAAACUGAAUGACUGAAUUUGCAGUUAUUGUUGACCGUUUUCAUGUUUUUAGAUAAAGUUGAAUGUGCUUGUGUUUAUAGUUUGAUAAAUCUGACCCUGGACAAGAACUCGCUCACCAGGUCUCUUUAUAUUUGUCAUGAUGAUCUCUUGGGAGACCUUAUACCUCUUAUUAUUGUGCAUGAUGUCUUGUGCAGCAGUUGAUGAGAUGGUGUUUAUUCCUGGUGGAAACAUGAUGAUGGGAACCAGUGCUGCUGAUGGGAGAGAUGAGGAAUCACCAACACGAGCUGUGACUCUCCAGCCAUUUAAGAUAGACAAAUAUCCUGUCACCAACUCUGACUUUAGGGAAUUUGUCAGACAGCAGAAAUAUAAAACAGAAGCUGAAAAGUUCGGUUGGAGUUUUGUGUUCCAGGAUUUUGUGUCAGAUGAACUGAAAAGUAAGAUCACUCAGAAAAUUGAGUCGGCUCCUUGGUGGUUACCAGUUGAGAAAGUGUUCUGGAGACAGCCAGCAGGACCAGGCUCUGGUAUCAAGGACAGACUGGAAUCCCCUGUGUUGCAGGUCAGCUGGAAUGAUGCCCAAACCUACUGUCAGUGGAAGCAGAAAAGGCUGCCAGCUGAGGAAGAGUGGGAAAUGGCUGCACGUGGAGGUUUAGAAGGCAGGACUUACCCAUGGGGCAACAAGUUCUUGCUGAACCGGACUAACCUGUGGCAGGGCCCAUUUCCAGAUGGGGACGCCGCAGAAGAUGGUUAUCAUGGUGUAGCUCCUGUGACUGCCUAUCCUCCACAGAAUAACUAUGGAUUAUAUGACAUGCUGGGUAAUGUGUGGGAGUGGACCUCCUCACGUUUUCCUGGUGCUCAGACCAUGUACGUCCUGCGCGGAGCAUCCUGGAUCGACACAGCCGAUGGCUCAGCCAAUCACAGAGCUCGUGUCACCACUAGGAUGGGAAACACACCAGAUUCGGCCUCUGAUAACCUGGGCUUCCGCUGUGCUAUGAGCUCAAAUGCAAAACUGAAAAGAACUGAGCUUUAAGAGCCAAAUGUUCAAGUCUAGUUGAUGCCAGUGGUGCAUAAUGGGACUGAUACUACAUUUCUCCUGUGGAGACACAAACUUUUGGAAUUCAGUGUUAUAUCUGCCUUUUUACACAAAAUACUGUGAAAUUAAAGUUUUCUUAAUGUUUUAGCCUUUCUUUAUGGUCAUUAUUUAGUUAUAAAAUUUUAAUCGCAUCAAAUAUUCAAAAUAGAAUAAAAAUGUAUUAAAUAAUAUUG
This is a messenger RNA of Sinocyclocheilus rhinocerous, 1270 nucleotides long. Its product is annotated as sulfatase-modifying factor 2-like. Bases 144 to 1034 code for a protein of 296 amino acids. NCBI's taxonomy places the organism in Eukaryota, Metazoa, Chordata, Actinopteri, Cypriniformes, Cyprinidae. Gene Ontology annotation, cellular component: endoplasmic reticulum. The record is from RefSeq and is a predicted model, not a curated record. The transcript has 9 exons.